AUGGUUUUCUGCGCUUUUGUUCACAGAUGCAACAACAGGACUCAGUGCAUUGUCAUCACAGGGUCCGACGUCUUUCCUGACCCCUGCCCCGGAACUUACAAAUACCUGGAGGUUCAGUACGAAUGUGUCCCUUACAUUUUCGUGUGUCCGGGGACGCUGCGGGGGAUCGUGGAGUCGGCGUACGUGACGGAGGCGGAGCAGCAGUCCGGAGCGUGGUGCAAGGACCCGCUGCAAGCCGGAGACAAGAUCUACUACAUGCCCUGGACUCCGUACCGCACGGACACCUUGAUGGAGUACGCGUCGCUGGACGACUUCACGUCGGGGCGCCACACCACCACCUACAAGCUGCCGCACCGCGUGGACGGCACCGGCUUCGUGGUGUACGACGGGGCGGUCUUCUUCAACAAAGAGCGCACCAGGAACAUCGUCAAGUACGACCUGAGGACCCGCAUCAAGAGCGGCGAGGCCAUCAUCGCCAACGCCAACUACCACGACACCUCUCCCUACCGCUGGGGCGGCAAGUCCGACAUCGACCUGGCGGUGGACGAGAACGGCCUGUGGGUCAUCUACGCCACGGAGCAGAACAACGGCAUGAUGGUGGUCAGCCAGCUCAACCCCUACACCCUGCGCUUCGAGGGCACCUGGGACACCUCCUACGACAAGAGGUCGGCCUCCAACGCCUUCAUGGUCUGCGGCGUACUCUACGUGGUGCGCUCCGUCUACGAGGACAACGAGAGCGAGACCGGCAAGAACUCCAUCGACUACGCCUACAACACCAACCUGAACAGGGAGGAGUAUGUGGACAUCCCCUUCCCCAACCCCUACCAGCACGUGGCCUCCGUGGAUUACAACCCACGCGACAACCUGAUAUAUGUCUGGAACAACUACUUCAUCCUGAGGUACAUCCUGGAGUUUGGACCUCCAGACCCAGCCCAAGUGCCCACCACGGUGGAGACCACGUCCCUGGGCGUGACGCUCGCCAGGACCACCGCGCCCACCACCACCACCACCCUCGGCGACAGAGCGUUGGCAACCACCACCCUGGGGGCCAGGGCCAAGGAGGGCAGCCAGGGCCCCCGGCCGGGCCCCAGAGAAACCCCCACCAAGCCGCCCCCAGUGCUGGCAUGCCUGGGUCCCCCGAACCGAGAGUUUCUGCGCUGGAUCAACGGAGGCCCGAGGCAUUGGGCUAGCCUGGAUGGCCAGAGGCUGAACCAUGGUUCUACACCGGAUCACCAUGUCCGAAAGGCACGCGAGACACAAACUGCUGGAGUAACUCAGCGGGACGGGCGGCAUCUCUGGAGGGAAGGAAUGGGUGACGUUUUGGGUGGGGAACCCUUCUCUGCUUCUUGUCUUGUUCUCCGUGGCACACGGAGGGAGGCCGGUCAGAGGCUGAUCUCUGUCCAUCUUUUUGCAGGCACGGUGACCUUCCUGUGCGUGGGAUCCACGGGCAUCUGGAACGCAAGGGGCCCGGACCUCAGCAACUGCACCUCGCACUGGGUGAACCAAGUGGCGCAGAAGAUCCGGAGUGGGGAGAAUGCCGCCAACUUGGCUAACGAGCUGGCCAAGCACACCAAGGGGCCCAUCUACGCGGGGGAUGUGAGCUCGUCCGUGCGACUGAUGGAGCAGCUCGUCGACAUACUGGACGCCCAGCUCCAAGAGCUACGUCCGAGCGAGAAAGACUCCGUGGGGCGCAGCUUCAACAAGCUCCAGAAAAGAGACAAGACGUGCAGAGUGUACAUCAAGGCCAUUGUGGACACGGUGGACAACCUGCUGAGACCGGAGGCUCUGCAGUCGUGGCGGGACAUGAACACGACGGAGCAAGCCCACGCCGCCACGCUGCUGCUCGACACGCUGGAGGAAGGCGCCUUCGUCCUGGCUGACAACCUCAUCGAGCCCACCACAGUCACCGUGCCCACCGAGAACAUAGUUCUGGAGGUGGGCGUGCUCAGUACAGAAGGACAGGUGAAGGACCUGAAGUUCCCUCAGGGCUACAUGGGAGGAAACUCCAUCCAUCUAUCGGGUAACACCAUCAAGCAGAACAGUCGGACAGCCAAGUUGGUCUUCACGUUGUACAAGAGCCUGGGGCAGUUCCUCACCACGGAGAACGCCACCAUCAAGAUGGCGGGGGACGGCGCCCGCAACUACACCUACGCCGUCAACUCGCACAUCAUCGCCGCCUCCAUCAACAAGGAGUCCAGCCGCAUCUACGUGACCGACCCCGUGGUCUUCACCCUGGAGCACAUCGACCCGGACAACUACUUCAAUGCAAACUGCUCGUUCUGGAGCUACUCGGAGCGAACAAUGAUGGGAUUCUGGUCCACCCAGGGCUGCAAGCUCAUCGACACCAACCGAACACAUACCAAGUGCGAGUGUCGGCACCUCACCAACUUCGCCAUCAUCAUGGCCCAUAAAGGAGUUGAGUUUGCCAACGGGAUCCACGAGCUGAUUCUGUCGAUUAUCACCUGGGUGGGAAUAGUCAUCUCCCUGGUGUGCCUGGCCAUCUGCAUCUUCACCUUCUGCUUCUUCCGCGGCCUCCAGAGUGACCGCAACACCAUCCACAAGAACCUCUGCAUCAACCUCUUUGUGGCCGAGUUCAUCUUCCUGGUGGGCAUCAACAAGGUCAACUACCAGAUCGCCUGCUCGGUAUUUGCUGGGGUGCUUCACUUUUUCUUCCUGGCCGCCUUUGUGUGGAUGUGUCUGGAAGGGGUGCAGCUCUACCUCAUGCUGGUGGAGGUCUUCGAGAGUGAGUAUUCGCGGAAGAAGUACUUCUACCUCUGCGGCUACCUCAUCCCCGCCAUCAUCGUCGGAGUCUCGGCGGCAAUCGACUACAAGAGCUACGGCACCAAGAAAGCCUGCUGGCUCCGAUACGACAACCACUUCAUCUGGAGUUUCAUUGGGCCCGUGACGUUCAUCAUUGCGGUCAACAUCAUCUUUCUGAUCAUCACAAUCUACAAGAUGGUGAAGCAUACCCCCACGCUGAAACCAGACUCCAGCAGAUUGGAGAACAUCAAGUCCUGGGUCCUGGGAGCAUUUGCCCUCCUGUGCCUGCUGGGCCUGUCAUGGGGUUUCGGCCUACUCUUCAUCAACGAGGAGUCGAUUGCCAUGGCCUACCUCUUCACCAUCUUCAACACCUUCCAGGGAAUGUUCAUUUUUAUAUUUUACUGCGCUCUCCAGAAAAAGGUGCGCAAGGAGUAUAUCAAGUGUUUCCGCCACGCCAACUGCUGCAACCGGCUGACCACAGAGACCUCCCACAGUUCAACCAAACCAUCCACCAACAGGACCAGUGCUCGCUACUCCUCCGGCAGUCAGAGUCGGAUCAGAAGGAUGUGGAAUGACACAGUGAGAAAGCAAUCAGAAUCUUCCUUUAUCUCAGGUGAAAUCAACAGCACCUCGACACUAAACCAAGGACAUGCACUGACCAAUGGGCGGGAUGCAAGUACGAUGGAUACUCUACCACUUAGCGGCAACUUUAACAACAGCUACUCCAUCCAGAACGGUGACUUUGUGGGCGACAGCGUGCAGGGCCUAGACUGCGGCCUGAGCCUGGGCGACACGGCCUUCGAGAAGAUGAUCAUCUCCGAGCUGGUGCACAACAACCUCCGCGCCGGAGGCCUCAAGGCCCAGGGGGGCGAGCGAGGCCCGCCCGCCAAGAUGGCCGCCCCCAGAGACGGCGGGGGGAGCGGCAGCGAGGACGACGCCAUCGUGGCCGACUCCUCCUCGUCCCUGGCGAGGGGCGAGGGCCGGCACCCCGAGCUGGAGGCCCCGCUCAUCCCGCAACGCACCCACUCCCUCUUGUACCACCAACAGAAGCGGGGGCAGCCCCCGACACCGCCCCCGCCCCCCCGCCGCGCCCCCCGGGGCCGAAGACGCGCACUCCCCCAACCGGGACUCCCUCUACACCAGCAUGCCCAACCUGAGAGACUCGCCCGACCCCGACAACGGGCCCCGCCGCGGAGACCAAGGCGAAGAAGAACUCUCGCCGUCCAAGAGGAGCGAGGCCGAGGACCUUUACUACAAGAGCAUGCCCAACCUCGGCGGGGCAAACCACCUCCAAACGUACUAUCAGAUCAGCCGGGGAAACAGCGAUGGGUACAUUCUCCCGGUAAACAAGGAGGACUUGAUCCCGGAGGGGGAUGUGAGGGAACGACAGAUGCAACUGGUAACCAGUCUGUGAAACCCUAGCGUUGAGGACUCGCCUGACAAGAUAAGAGACGGACUAAUGGACCUCUUCUGGUUCCUGGACCCUUCUGUGUGCGAGGGGAGGGGCCCCCGUGCGUCUGUUGACAAUGUACAGGAAAGUUCGCUGGGUCCCGCAGAUAUGGGGAGAACGUUUUUUUGUUUGUUGGGGGGAUGGGGGGGGGUUGGUGAAGAAACAAGACUCUUUCUCUCCGCUGAAACCAUUGUUCGGUUCGCCAGAAAACCCAGGUCUAUUGUCCGCUCCCGACCUCUGGGAGACGGCGGGAGAGACUGUGGCCAUUCAGAUACAAAAAACGGUGUUGAAAUCGGUCGUGUCGCUGUGUAUAUAAUCGCACCUUGCCGCCCCUCCCUCUUCCCACCCCAAAUCCAAGCCUCAGAUCCCCAACCCCGGCCCGUUCCGUGUUAUAUAAUGAAGAAGAAGUUGUCUACAGUAUCUUAGAGAUCCCAGGAAGGCUCCGCCAAGCUCCGGGUGGGACUGUCGGCCGACUUCCGGAAGCCAUUUGCGCUCCCACUCAACGGAGCGCAAGGCCCAGCCAGGCUUGGCCUCCAAAGCUCACCUUUGCUCAGCUGUAUAGUUACCUGUUCUCACCUGACAAACAGCCUAAAGAAAAUAUAUUUUGUUGUAAUGCUAGUGUAAAAUAAAAUCAAAUACGUUGUCGGACCCAAAUAUAAGAGAGUUUUAAACGGAAUACAUUUGAUGAAAAUAUUGUGUGGAACUCCCUGAUGCACAAAUGAUUAAAACAAAAUGUGGGGGGUUUUUUUCCAGGACUUUCCAUUGUGCAAAUUAAGCCAAAAGUCUCUCAAUUUUUUUGUUUCUGCGUUAUAACAGCCUCUUGGUUUUUUUUUCAAAAUAAAAAAAGGUUUCUCACCU
This is a messenger RNA of Leucoraja erinaceus (little skate), 5068 nucleotides long. RefSeq names its product adhesion G protein-coupled receptor L2-like. The transcript has 18 exons. The record is from RefSeq and is a predicted model, not a curated record. Gene Ontology annotation, cellular component: neuron projection; membrane. Lineage: Eukaryota; Metazoa; Chordata; Chondrichthyes; Rajiformes; Rajidae. The coding region runs from base 1 to 4182 and encodes 1393 amino acids. Gene Ontology annotation, molecular function: carbohydrate binding; G protein-coupled receptor activity. Gene Ontology annotation, biological process: adenylate cyclase-activating G protein-coupled receptor signaling pathway; cell surface receptor signaling pathway; brain development.